Brassica rapa (field mustard) is the source of this 4041-nucleotide messenger RNA. Its product is annotated as GDSL esterase/lipase At5g45910. Gene Ontology annotation, molecular function: hydrolase activity, acting on ester bonds. NCBI's taxonomy places the organism in Eukaryota, Viridiplantae, Streptophyta, Magnoliopsida, Brassicales, Brassicaceae. The record is from RefSeq and is a predicted model, not a curated record.
UUCAUGCAUGCAUAAAUUAUAAAACAUCAAACUAAGUAAAUAAAAAAGACCGAUAAAAUGAAAAUCAAUAUGCUGGUCAUUGCUGCAUUCUCCUUUUUAAUCGCCGCGAGGUCACUACCAGUGAAACCAACGCUUAACUACGAGUCCAUAUUUAAUUUUGGAGAUUCUUUAAGCGACACUGGAAAUUUUCUUAUCUCCAGUGAUGUGAGCUCUCCGUCCAUCGGUAGACCACCAUACGGUCAAACUUUCUUUAACCGUUCAACCGGCCGUUGCUCUGACGGACGUCUCAUCAUUGAUUUCAUUGCUGAGGCAAACGGAUUACCGUACGUUACACCAUAUCUCCAAAGCGUGCGAACAAACUUUUCGGUGGAUUUCAAUAAAGGAGCAAAUUUUGCAGUGGCCGGAGCAACGGCGAAUGACUUUAACUUUUUGAAAGAAAGAGGUCUUUCAGUAACAUUGUUGACGAAUAAGACAUUGGAUGUUCAGCUUGAUUGGUUCAAGAAAUUGAAACCUUCUCUCUGUAAAACAAAGCCAGAUUGUGACCAAUAUUUUAAGAAAUCUCUAUUUUUCGUGGGAGAAAUUGGUGGAAACGAUUAUAAUUACCCUCUAUUAGCAUUUCGGAGUUAUAAACACGCCAUUGAUUUGGUACCAUCCGUCAUUAACAAGAUCAUCAACGUCACAAGCGCCUUGAUAGAGGAAGGUGCAGUGACGCUGGUGGUUCCGGGAAACCUUCCGAUCGGUUGUUCGGCGGUUCUGUUAGAGCGAUUCAGUGAUGAUAAUAGAUGGCUCUAUGACACAAGGAACCAUUGUCUUAAGCCGCUGAACAAUAUUGCCAAGCUUCACAAUACUAAGCUCCAGGAAGGCCUUGUGACUUUAAGGCAAAAGUACACUCAUGCUAAGAUUAUCUAUGCUGAUUAUUACGGUUCAGCUAUGCAAUUCUUUAACUCACCUUCCAAAUACGGUUUUACUGGAAGUGUCCUAAAGGCAUGUUGUGGAGGAGAAGAUGGAAGAUACAACGCAAAACCAAACGUAAAGUGCGGCGGAAAGGGUUCAACGACUUGUGAAAACCCAUCAACGUAUGCAAAUUGGGAUGGAAUCCACCUAACCGAGGCGGCAUACCGCCACAUUGCAACUGGUCUCAUCUCUGGCCGUUUCACCAAACCUUCUCUUAGUAACAGUUCAUCAUUUUCCAAGUUCUAAUUUAGUCACACGAAAUAUAUAAGCUUUAAUGGAAACUCCUUUGUAACGAAUAAUUAAUUGGUAUAAACUCAAGUGCUUAGCGCAAUGCCGAACGUUCUAUUUAUGUUUGAUUAUUCAGACUAUCUCACAUUUGGUUAUCCAAAAAUAAUGUAAAAACCACUUGCAAUUUUUUUAUGCUUUUUAUUCUAUUUACAAAUUUGGGAACCUAAUCUUUCUUAGGUUUUUAUCCUAAUAUAUUGAGGAUCUCAUGUGUAAAUAGUGAAAUAAUUCGUUGUGGGUAAAAUGAAACAAUAACUAAAAGCAAAUUAACUCGAUCAAACAAAGAGAUUAUAUAUAAUCAAGAUUAAUAUUUCUAUGAUUUGGUCGGCCGAACAAGCCGAUUUAAGAUCAUUGAUUUUUUCCGGAUAUAAGCUGAUAAAAAUAUUAGUAUUUAGCGUAUAACGAAUCAGAAUCCAGGAUGGAGAUUUCCGGUUCGAUCGGUCUGGUAUUGAAACCAGAUCCACUUGUCCUCUUACUCCAUGGGGCAUUGAACAGAACAACAAUGUUGGUACAUUCGAUGUUCCUCUUUAAUUAAUAUUUAGUGUAAACAUUUUAGUUUAAUUAUUAUAUUUUUAAACUGGGGCACUUUCCCAAUACUUUAAAUGGUAAAGUAUGAACUCUCUCUCUUUUAUACGGAGUAUUUUAGUAAUCCUUGCAAGGGUGGCAUUUCUCGUCUCCUUCAUUUUCUUCUCCGAGAAACCUCAUAAUCCUUGCGAGAAAGCAAAAGGAAAACAAUCUUUGCUUACCUUCUCUUUUUAAGGUAUGUGCUAUUUCUUCGAUACACUUUCUUUAUUUUCUCUAUGAUAAUGAAUUCUAAAAAAAUCUUUGAUUUUAGGGCUUGAUUUUAUCCAUGUUUUGCAAUCUUUUCCGUAUAUCGAUGAUCAUAAAAAUGAAUUUUAGAACAACACAGAGACUAGAGAGUAUAUAGUGAAGGAUUAAAAAGCGUGUGCGUGUGAGGAGUAUCUUUUAUUUGUUGUAAAAAUAUUUCUAAACCAGAGUAAGAAUGGUCACAUAAAAAAUGUGCAUCAUAACGAUGCUUGUGGUAUAAGAUAAUUCUAUGUUUUUUGGUUUUCUGUUGAUAGUCUCUUUGGUGCCACUUGUUUCAGACGAUUAGGUUGAACCACUGUCUUGUUUUUUUGAUCCAAAUCAAAGCUAUGACAGUUUCUGCACCAACUUGCCAUUUCUGUAUUGACUUUUGAUGAUAUGAUAUUCAUAAACAAUGUUAAACUUUUGACUGGUUAUUAAUUUAAAUUACUGAAUUCAGAUUUUAUCUACUUUAUAUCUCCGGAAUAAGCAAGAAACUAGUUCUGGGAAGAAAGUUAUUCACAUUUUGACUGGUAAAUGUUUUAAAAGAUAGUUCAAAAGGCUAAAUUUGUUUCCAAUAUAUAUUCAAGGUUAAAUAUUAAACCGCUGAACUAAAUUGAAAGAAAAAUCUUCUUUGUAAAGUUCCUUAUUUUAUGUUUAUAUUCUUAAUAUAAAAUGAUAAAUAGUUGUUUGUAAUUUGUAUAUCGAUAAUUACUAUUAUAAAGAUAUAGUUUUUUUUGAUCAAAUAAAGAUAUAGUUAGUUUUUACUUUUUAGUCAAAGUCUAAAAUAAAAAAAACCCAUAAACAAUUUAAACUAUUCAUGUGAUGCAGACUAACGUGCACUCCACCACAAUUAAUGGCACAAUGUGAUCUCCACAUACAAUUAUUAGACAUCUUGACCUUUCAAGAAAUAAUGUUUUUUCCGUAUGGCAUAUUAUUCCGUAUGGAUUCAUUACAUAACUUUAUGUACAAACUUUAUGCUAGAGCAGGGCAUUCGGAUUUUCGGUUUCUCAGAUUAUUUUCUUUUGGUUUUUCAUUUCUUCGGUUUUGGGAAAAUGUCACUUAGUUGUACCGUACUACAUUCCGGUUUGAAAUACGGUUUAUUUGGUUUGGUUUUAGGUAUAUUAUUGUGUUUCGAAGUAAACCAUCAUUAUUUCAUAACAGCCAAAAUUGUCUCAGAAUUGGUUUAUGCGAUAAAAAAUUAAAAAUCUGGUUAAUUUCAGUUUAUUUAUUUAUUAUGACCGAUCGGUUUAUACGUACCGAUCCGAACUGAACCAAAAAACCAAUUAAUUUUUUAAUUCUUCAUAUUCGGUUUGUAACCAAACCAUACUUAAAACCAAAAACUGGAAACUUUCGGUUCGGUUGGUUUGGUUCAUUUUGGUUUAAACCAAAUGUCCAUUGCUACUUUACACUCAUUUGUAAUGUCUUAUCUUUAGGUAAUGGUUGCUGAUAGAAAGAAGAAUGUAUUUUGGAUAUAUAAAACCAAUUUAUUAUAUAUAUGUAUACAUAAUACAUAUAAGUGUUUGAUGUUUUGUUUAACCAAAUAUUAACCGGUUUUUGUUUUAAAAAAUAUAUUUUAUAAGAUAUCACCUUUCAAAUAUCGUAAACUAGAUGAUUUUAUGUGUCAUGUGCAGAUAUAUAUAUAUAUAUAUAUUAUUCAUAUUUUGUUUUAAGUUCAUUAAUUUUUAAAAGUAUAAAGCAAUCAUUUGUAGUUUUUUUAUUUAAUUUAAUUUUUAAUCUAUUAAAAUUAUUUUUCAUUUUUGUUAUUUGGUAGUUUUGGUCAAUUUCUGGUAACUCAAUUUUCAAUGGAAAAAGUAUCAUUUGGACUACGGCGGUGACGAACCGUGUUGCUUUUCUGCCUCUUAGCUGUAUGUAACUCUCUCAUCACUAUAUAUAGACUUUGUUCUUUAACUUGCGCUUGUUAUCUUACUCGUGCGCACGUAAAUUUUAUUUUAUUUAUAUGUGUAAACAAAUUUAUAAACUACAGUUUUAUUUACU